AUGUCAGAAUCAAGGACUCUUCUAUCGGCUCUAUUGGUGUGCGUCGUCUUCGCCAAAUUGCUUAUAUGCAGCGCCGUGUUGAAUUCUCCCGGAGGACAACUGCCCAAUCAACCCACGUCCAAUCAACAGCGACGGACGGUGCUUCUGGGUGCUUUGUUUGGUGAAUAUAACCGCGACUACGUCCAAGCGUUGAAUGAUUCCGUGCGAGAGAUUAACAGGGAUGCCCUACAGUACCCAAACAUCUCCCUGUCGGAGGUUAUCGCCUAUAGCGGUGAUAACCCAGAAAAUGCCACACUUGAACUUUGUGAGGAGGUGGUUAGCCGCGGUGUUUCUGCCAUUCUUACGGUAUCUGACCAGAUUACAACUUUCACGUUGUCUUUAGUUGGGGCAUUUGUUGGGAUACCCGUACUCGGUUUUGGUAGUGGAUAUGCGGUUCUGUCGGACAAGGAACUUCAUCCUACGUUCCUUCGUAUGGAACCCCCACUAGCUAUGCAGAGCCACCCCGUAGUCGACAUACUGAAAAGGAAUAACUGGUACAAGUUUUCAAUAAUUUACGAUGACGACCCGGAUGGGCUCUCUUUCAUUCGAGAACUUUGGAGGCUUACGGACGACGAGGAGUGGGAAAUCGAAGCUUUCAUUAAAAUACCAAUGGAGUACGCUGGUAAUAUUUCAUCUAGACUAACAAUGCUGACGCAACUGAACUCCAAAGUUAUAGUACUUCAAGUAUCGCCACAGGAAGCAGCCAGAAUUUUCCGUAUCGCGGAGAAUGUCGGGAUGCUCAGCGCCGGUUAUGCGUGGAUUUUGACGGGGAUGUUGACCAUGACCGACCCUACAUAUUUUCCAGUUGGAUUAAUAGCAGUUAACAAUUCGGCGAGUACAAGUACAGCAGUUAGUAUCAAAAACUCAGUGCGCCUCGUUGCAAAAGCUAUGCAGAAAAUGGUCAGUGAGUCUACUGUCGCCAUUCCAUCGCCCCCGGAUACAUGCUGGAGACAAGAUAAAGAUAAAUGGCUUCACGGUCACAAGUUCUUUAGAUAUUUAAAAGAAGCCGUGCUCAAAAGACCGGAGGGUAUGGUUUCCUUUAACAGCAGGGGAGACAUUAACGAAGCACAGUAUGAUAUACUCAAUUUGCGUAUGGGUGAAGACUUGACUAAAACAUGGGUCAAUGUGGGGUCGUGGACUAUGGAUGAUCUCAAUAUCAACUCCAUAUUAUGGCCUGGGCAAACGGAGAUCAUGCCAAACCUGGCGUCAGAGAGACGAAAACUCCGUGUUGUGACAAUCUUGGAGGAGCCGUUCUUGUUCAUUAGCGAGUUAGAGGGUGACAGUAGGGAAUGCUAUAGUGGCGGGCUGUGCCUGGGGUUGUCAUUACACCCAAGUGGCGCUCGGACAACUCGUAAAGACGUCAUUGACGCAUUUGAGCACUGGAGAAGCCAUGGGACAUUCUCCAACAAUAUGACAGAUGAUAUGCCACGUUACGCCGAGUAUUGCUGUACUGGGAUGGCCUACGAUGUUCUGGAGAUGCUGAGUCGUGAUAUGAACUUCGAUUACGAUUUGUAUAUCGUUGCCGACGGUAAUUUUGGGUCGAUUGAUAAAGGCGAAUGGAAUGGAAUGGUAGGAGAUUUAAUAAACGGUGCGGCCGAAAUGGCUGUCGGGUCCUUCAGCAUAAACUCAGCAAGAAGUCAAGUCAUCGAUUUCUCAGCGCCGUUUUAUUACACCAGUUUGGGCAUAGUUACAGCUCGCCGUAAAGGAACGGCCGCGAUCGGCUCGUUUAUGGAGCCUUUGGAGUGGACUAUGUGGCUUGGUAUUUUCAUAACUUUACACGCAACUGCUUUUUUCACAACUAUCUUUGAGUGGCAUAGUCCUUAUGGCCUGACACCUCGAGGACGCAAUCGACCUAGAGUAUUUAGUUUUCCGUCCGCGUUGACGUUGUGCUGGUCAAUUCUCUUCUCACAUACUGUACCGACUAAGUCGCCAAAGUGCUGGGCUAGUCGGUUUCUCAUAAACCUGUGGGCAAUAUUUUCAUUGGUUUUCAUCGCUAGUUAUACAGCCAAUUUAGCUGCCUUCAUGGUGGGAGAAAAACAACCUAAUGAAAUAUCAGGUAUUAACGACCCAAAGUUACAACAGCAAUCCAAGGGCUUCCGUGCUGCUACAAUAGCUAGCAGCAGUCCUGAGUCAUUUCUCACUCGCAGUUAUCCAGCUUUAGCAAGCAAGAUAGCCAAGUAUGCAGUGGCCAAUACAUCACAUGGUGUCGACAAACUUAGAAAUCGUCAGCUCGAAGCGUUUAUAUGGGACUCCGCUAUAUUAGAAUACACGAUAUCUUCCGACCCAAAAUGUGAGCUGCAAUUAGUUGGUAAACCAUUCGCCAGUGAAGGUUACGGGAUUGGAUUACCUAAAAACUCACCACUCACGAGUGAGGUAUCGUUGCACAUAUAUAAAUAUUCAAGUGCCGGUUACCUGGAACAGUUGCAAAGACAAUGGUAUAACCGGGUCGGAUGUUCUAAAAAACAAGGAUUAGUCGGGGAAAGCACACUGGAUCUCAGUCAUUUUAUAGGCGUAUUUAUUCUACUCUGUACGGGUGUAGUGAUAGCUUCUUUAACUCUGAUCUUGGAGUGGUUUGUAGAAAGAAUUUUACUUCCUAAGUGGCGAAAGGACGCAAAGAAGUUAAAUUGGCUGCCCUUCACUCAGAGAUUACACCGCGCAGUACAUACACCAAGUGUCUUACAUAAUAAUACGUACACCGCUAGAGGGCAGCAGAUACCACUGAGGAACAUUGGAUCAAGGUUAUGCGAGCACAGGAACAGAAGAGAUAGUGGGGAGGUCUCCUACGAUAUAUCAAAAUAUCUAACAAUGCGGUAUGAGACAGCGCCUCUGUUAAAUAACAAGUCUUUUCCUGUAGUAAAACGGAAAGCGAAAUUACCACUUAAACAAGUUAAUAUAGCUGUACAGACAGACAUAGAUGAAAAAGUGAACAGUCAACUGAUGGAAGUGGACGCUAACAUAUCCAAGAGAAUUCAGCAGUUUGAGAACGACUUGAGACACAUGCGAGAGGCGUUGGCCAGGGCGCUAAAAGAAAAAGAACAUUUGUUAAGAAGGUUGUCUAAGUUCGAAAAUAUAAAUAAAAAUGGGAAUUCAAAUUCCGCAGACAAUUCGUUGCAUGGCAUGGCGCUGCAAUGGAACGCACGAGAUUCAAAACACGACGACGUCAAAUUGGACUGCACUUCAAAAGCUGACAACCCGCUGUUGGAUUUUACUUCAUUCAGCAGUAUUCCCAAAGUGCGGUAUAAGAACGUAUUGAAUGAAGGCAACGACAAUGACCUCGUACAACCCGUUAAUUUUAAACCGAACUCGAAAGUAUUUAAACCCAGGCCGAGUUUGAAAGACACACUAUACCCACCACCGGAUUCCCCACGAUGA
Molecule: messenger RNA, 3411 nt
Organism: Saccoglossus kowalevskii
Lineage: Eukaryota; Metazoa; Hemichordata; Enteropneusta; Harrimaniidae
Product: glutamate receptor ionotropic, NMDA 3A-like
Biological process (GO): monoatomic ion transport
Cellular component (GO): membrane
Molecular function (GO): ligand-gated monoatomic ion channel activity; signaling receptor activity
Source: RefSeq, a predicted model, not a curated record